UAUUCAUGGGGAUCGAAGUCUAUUUUGUUUAUAUUUCAUUGAAAUAUAUCACAAUUCAAUAAUAAAUUAUGAUUAAAAUACUCCACAUAAAAACACGUUUUCUUAAGCAAACUACACCAAUAAUUAAUUUAAGAAAUGUUUCGUAUGUUCAGGGGCAAAGCCCAGAACCUAAAAUUAGGGAAUAUUUUUAUUACAUAGACCAUCAAGGAAUGUUGUUUUUAGAUGACGCCCGAAUAAAAAAUUUCACUUCUUGCUUCAAAGAGAAGAAAUUUCUAAGAUUCUUUUUUAACCAGUUGAAAGUAAACAGGACACAUCGUUAUGAAGAGUUUCCCUACAUAUCCCUCUGUGGGAAAGAAAGGAACUAUAUAAGAUGCGAUGAUCGUCCAAUAGUCUACACACAUGUAAUUCAAAAAUCAGAUUCAAACGAAUUGCUUUUAGCUUAUAAUCAUGCUGGUGAUCUACUAGCAACACAAUUCCUUCCAGACAAAGUGAUAAUGUCACCAGAAACGUGUAGGGUGUACCACCCCGCACCAAAGAGGGUUGGAUCUAUAGGAUUGGUAGCAUCUAAGUUGGCUAUAGAAUUCAGCAAGUCCUUUAGAUUCGAAAAUGGUGAAUCAAACGCUCCAACACAUUUUACUUUUAAUAAUGUAACUUAUGAUUUAGACGCAACAUGGUAUGAGAUGGCAAAAGGGAAUAUAUGAAUUUGUAAGGGUAAAUUAACAUGUUGACUGCAAAAUAUGAGAUACAUGAAAUACACUGAUAUGGAAAACUCCUUUGAUUUUCAAUCAAUAAAAUAAAAAUCUCAAUUCGAGGUGGGUUCAAGGAUCUAAAAUAUAUCAAAUUAAUUACAAAAAUAAAAAAAAUUGGUCUUGUCUUCUUGGUCUAUUAUUUAUCUCUGCAUGUGUUUGUCUUCAUCCUGCCUCUACCUGUCUUUGUCCUGCCUUUACCUGUCUCUGCUCCUAUUCUUUUUAAUCUUUUUUUUUUUACAUAUGUUACUCUGCUCAUUCUUUAAACUUUUUUUUGGCUAAAAAUAUGAAAAUCAUCCCUAAUUCUUGUUUCAUACUUAUUGAUCAAUUUAUUAUUGAAGGUUAUGAAUCUACUAAUAUAAGAACCAUGCGAAGUACUAUUUUAUAUAUAAAAACCAUUUCAAAGUAAAAAAGUAUAUUUAAUAUUUAACCAUUGCAAAGAUGAUACAUGAACGUUACAAACAUUUACUGAUUGCAUCUCAAAAUAACUCAUGGCUCUAUAUUGUAUUUUUUGUUAUAUUUAGAUUUUAUUUUGUAAUAUAAUAUUUUUGAGGGAUAUUCAAAAUGUGGUUUGAUUAUAUACAGGGUUGGGAAAAAGUAUGGAACCAAGUAAAUAUCUUUAAAACGAAAAGGACGAUAUUUAUGAAAUUUUGCAGGCAAGUAUAAUGACGCAUAACGCAUCUGAUGCCAUAUUUUUUGUUACUACUCUACUCCUGGUUUCACCGGAAAUACCCUCAACUUUUUUAAUUUAAAGGGGACCACCCUGUAUAUUAUUGCAGAUUUUGU
Messenger RNA from Psylliodes chrysocephalus, 1532 nucleotides. NCBI's taxonomy places the organism in Eukaryota, Metazoa, Arthropoda, Insecta, Coleoptera, Chrysomelidae. The record is from the annotation of a GenBank genome assembly.